UCAUGAUGCUUGCCAGUCAAUGUGCUCUUUGGCAAAUUGUAACCUCUUUAGCACACGUCUUUUUUUCAACAGUGGGACUUUGGGGGGGCUUCUUGCAGAUAGCUUGGCUUCACAUAGGCGUCUUCUAAUUGUAACAGUACUCACAGGUAACUUUUUAGACCUUCUUUCAUCUUCCUGGAGCUGAUUGUUGGCUGAGUCCUUGCCAUUUUGGCUAUUCUUCUAUCCAUUCAAAUGGUAGUUUUUUGCUUUCUUCCACGUCUUUCAGGUUUUGGUUGCCAUUUUAAAGCAUUUGUGAUCAUUUUAGCUGAGCAGCCUAUCAU
This is a messenger RNA of Staurois parvus, 320 nucleotides long. Lineage: Eukaryota; Metazoa; Chordata; Amphibia; Anura; Ranidae. The record is from the annotation of a GenBank genome assembly.